This is a messenger RNA of Brachypodium distachyon (stiff brome), 2576 nucleotides long. Its product is annotated as transcription factor bHLH13. The transcript has 2 exons. Gene Ontology annotation, molecular function: protein dimerization activity; DNA-binding transcription factor activity; transcription cis-regulatory region binding. Gene Ontology annotation, biological process: regulation of DNA-templated transcription. Lineage: Eukaryota; Viridiplantae; Streptophyta; Magnoliopsida; Poales; Poaceae. The coding region runs from base 368 to 2221 and encodes 617 amino acids. The record is from RefSeq and is a predicted model, not a curated record. Gene Ontology annotation, cellular component: nucleus.
AACUCACCCCCACAAUCCCAACCCCGCUCGCUCGCUCGCAGGUCGCCUCCCUCCCCGAAAUCCCCUCGCGAACCAGAGAAAAACACAGACACAUCCACCGUCGAAUCCCGCCCUGCCCCUACGCGCACGCCCCGCCGCGCCCGUCCCCCCCCCACCACCCCAGGCCCCACGAGCAAGGAGAACCCCGGAGCUCGGAUUCGCGCGCGGGAAGAUCCGGGCUUCGCCGUCGCCCGCGCUCGGAUUCGGCAGGCAGAGGUCGGGGGUUCUCGGGGGCUGGGGGGUGCCGGCCGGCCUGCCUGCCUGCCUGCCCGCGCUGGAUUUCGCGUCCCCGCCGCCGAUUCGGGCCCCGGAGUCCCGCUCAGGUAUUAUGGUGAUGAAGAUGGAGGUAGAGGAGGAUGGUGCCAAUGGAGGAACCGGUGGAACGUGGACUGAGGAAGACCGAGCCCUCAGCACCACUGUGCUUGGAAGGGAUGCAUUUGCAUACUUGACAAAAGGAGGUGGUGCCAUAUCUGAGGGUCUUGUUGCUGCAUCAUUGCCUGCAGACUUGCAGAAUAAACUCCAGGAGCUUAUAGAAUCAGAACAUCCUCAUGGUGGUUGGAACUAUGCCAUCUUCUGGCAGCUCUCACGCACCAAAUCUGGUGAUCUUGUCCUUGGAUGGGGGGAUGGCUCUUGCCGUGAACCCCAUGAUGGUGAGGUGGGAGGUGCUGCUUCUGUAGGCAAUGAUGAUGCCAAUCAGCGAAUGCGGAAGCGUGUGCUGCAGAGGUUGCAUACAGCAUUUGGUGGUGCUGAUGAGGAGGAUUAUGCCCCAGGUAUUGAUCAGGUGACAGAUACUGAGAUGUUCUUUCUAGCAUCUAUGUACUUCGCAUUUCCGCGUCGUGCUGGUGGCCCUGGUCAAGUUUUUGCAGCAGGCAUGCCCCUCUGGAUUCCUAAUACCGACCGCAAUGUAUUCCCAGUCAAUUACUGUUACCGGGGGUACCUUGCAAGCACAGCAGGAUUUAGAACUAUUGUGUUAGUGCCAUUUGAGACUGGUGUUCUUGAGCUGGGUUCAAUGCAGCAGGUGGUUGAGAGUCCUGACGCUCUCCAGGCCAUAAAGGCUGUCUUUGCAGGGAGUGGCAAUAUAGUCCAGAGGCGUGAAGGAAAUGGUCAUAUUGAGAAGUCUCCAGGCUUGGCAAAGAUUUUUGGCAAGGAUUUGAACCUUGGUCGGCCUUCAGCAGCUCCAGUGAUUGGUGUACCAAAGGGAGAUGAAAGGUCAUGGGAACAGAGGGCUGCUGGUGCUGGUGUAGGGAGUUCAUUGCUUCCCAAUGUCCAGAAAGGAUUGCAGAAUUUCACUUGGAGUCAGGCCCGGGGCCUGAAUUCUCAUCAGCAGAAGUUUGGAAAUGGCAUACUGAUAGUGAGCAAUGAAGUUCCACACAACAAUGGAGCUGCGGACAGCCCUACUACAGCACAGUUUCAGCUUCAGAAAGCAACUCAGCUCCAGAAACUACCACAGCUUCAGAAACAGCCACCACAGCUAGUGAAACCACUGCAGAUGGUCAACCAGCAACAGUUGCAAGCACAAGCCCCUAGACAAAUAGAUUUUAGUGCAGGGACCAGUUCUAAGUCUGGGGUCCUGGUUGCAAGAACUGCUGUCCUUGAUGGAGAGAGUUCAGAGGUGAAUGGCUUGUGUAAAGAGGAAGGGGCACCUCCUAUCAUUGAGGACCGACGUCCGAGGAAGAGGGGAAGAAAGCCUGCAAAUGGGAGGGAGGAGCCGCUUAAUCAUGUUGAGGCUGAGCGCCAAAGGAGGGAGAAGCUCAACCAGCGGUUCUAUGCUCUGAGAGCCGUGGUACCCAACAUCUCAAAAAUGGACAAGGCCUCUCUGCUGGGAGAUGCAAUAGCAUACAUCACUGACCUCCAGAAGAAGCUCAAAGACAUGGAGACGGAGAGAGAACGUUUUCUCGAGUCCGGCAUGGCGGACCCAAGGGACAGAGCACCCAGACCAGAGGUGGACAUCCAAGUGGUGCGAGACGAGGUCCUUGUCCGAGUAAUGUCUCCAAUGGAGAACCAUCCAGUCAAGAAGGUCUUUGAAGCAUUUGAAGAGGCGGAAGUCCGUGUAGGUGAGUCGAAGGUCACAGGCAACAAUGGUACGGUGGUGCAUUCCUUCAUCAUCAAGUGCCCUGGCUCCGAACAGCAAACGAGGGAGAAGGUGAUUGCUGCGAUGUCUCGUGCCAUGAACAUGGUGUAGAAUUGGGCCGAGGGGGUUCGGUGGUGCAGUAGAGGUGGGUUACUCAGCUGGUCGCAAGCAAGCAGCAGCCCUUGACGCCUUCCAUUCUGUUGAUAGAAGUUGUAGGCGAGCUGAGAUUUCUGACUUAGCAAUGCAAGAAAAGCCCAAGUUAAGCUGCAAAUGUUGUACGGCUGAUUUCUUGCGGUUCUUUUAGUUUUGAUGUUUUAUUGGGAUGAACACCUCUCUUAGUGUAUUGGUUAAUUAAUGCUGAAUCAUAAAAGGUACAUCUCGCAUGGAUGAGUUAGAAAGUUACCUGUUCUUUGUUUUUUGUAGCAAAGUUGCUCUUUGUUUAUGUAUCCUUAAUUCCUUAUAGCAA